Molecule: messenger RNA, 750 nt
Organism: Ascochyta rabiei
Lineage: Eukaryota; Fungi; Ascomycota; Dothideomycetes; Pleosporales; Didymellaceae
Product: 60S ribosomal protein L7
Exons: 3
Coding region: 1-750 (249 amino acids)
Biological process (GO): maturation of LSU-rRNA from tricistronic rRNA transcript (SSU-rRNA, 5.8S rRNA, LSU-rRNA)
Cellular component (GO): cytosolic large ribosomal subunit
Molecular function (GO): RNA binding; structural constituent of ribosome
Source: RefSeq, a predicted model, not a curated record
AUGGCAGCCUCGACCGUACCGACGCAAGACAACAUCCUCGUCCCCGAGACGCUGCUGAAGAAGCGCAAGUCGCAGGAGAGGGCGCGCGAGGAGCGUGCGGUUGCGACCAAGGAGAAGCGAGACAAGAGCAAGAAGAAGCGCGAGGUCAUCUUCCAGCGUGCUGAGAAGUACGUCAAGGAGUACCGCGAUGCCGACCGCGAGAAGAUCCGUCUGAAGCGCGAGGCCAAGAAGCAGAACGAGCUCCACGUUCCUGCCGAGUCCAAGCUCGCCUUUGUCGUCCGCAUCAAGGGUAUCAACAAGAUCGAUCCCAAGAAGCGCAAGACGCUGCAGCUGCUCCGCCUGCUGCAGAUCAACAACGGUGUCUUCAUCAAGCUCACCAAGGCCACCCUGGAGAUGCUGAAGAUUGUCGAGCCGUUUGUGGCCUACGGCUACCCCAACCAGAAGUCCGUCCGCGAACUCAUCUACAAGCGCGGGUACGGCAAGGUUGACAAGCAGCGCCUGCCGCUGACUGACAACGAGAUCAUCGAGGAGAACCUGGGCAAGUACGGCAUGAUCUGCAUGGAGGACCUCAUCCACGAGAUCUACACCGUCGGCCCCAACUUCAAGCAGGCCUCGAACUUUUUGUGGCCGUUCAAGCUGAACAGCCCCAACGGCGGCUUCCACAAGAGGAAGUUUAAGCAUUUUGUCGAGGGUGGCGACCUGGGCAACCGGGAAGACCACAUCAACGAGUUGAUUAGGCAGAUGAACUAG